AUGCCCAACCCACGGGCGGUGGUCAGCGAUAGCACCAUCUUGAAAACGGGAUUCCUCUUACCGGGAGAGAUUGUCUCGCUUCUGACGUCCAUGAUUUCGCUCCCGAUCAUUGCCAUUUUCUUCUGGCAGCGGCUUCGGCAAGCACAUGUCAAGGCAUACACAGUGGCGUCCUGUGCACUGUUAAUGACAUACAUUUCCUCUUUUCUUUUUGUGUUUGUGCUCACUGCACUCUUACACAUCCGGUCUCGGGAUAAUACGCUAUGUGAUGCAGUAAUAUUACUUUGCGUUACGCUCUUUGUCGUGACCAAAGCCGCGACGAUCUUGUUCCUCAUCGAACGAGCAUAUAUCAUAUCCUUUCCAAUACUACCGAGAUACCAGCACCCGGAGUAUGUGCUUAGCAACCUCCUCAUCUUUGUACCUUAUGCUACAAUUGCAGGUUUGUCAAUAUAUUAUCGGGUGGCCUUUACGAAUGAGCACGGUGUCUGCAUCAUUGGAAUCCAGAUGGUCGCGCUCCUACCCCUGUUGCUUAUCGAAGUAUUGGCAUAUCUCUACCUAACUGCUCGCUUCCUGAUACCUUUACUCAUGGUCCGUUUCGGCUGGCAAGAGCUCGUCCUUCCUUUGAGAAGAGUGUUUAUCAGGACUUGCAUUGCCACCGCAGUGGCCAUGGUUUCGACGCUCGCUGUCAAGAUCUCCUUGACAAUGUUUAAUGGAGAGCCAGCCUGGCUCUGUUGUAUGACGUGUAAGAUUGAUGCACUCAUCGGCUGCACAAUGCUCCAUUGGAUGACGAAGCCAGAGGGUCAAAGUGGUAACGAGCAAGAUACCCCUCAAAUGCUGGGAAUCCAUUUCGACAAAGAGAGUUCCAGCGCGGUCGAAAGGCGACAGGAUUCUGGCACUAACAGCGUUGUCCUAAACUCCACCAGUUCAGAAAUCAAGCCAGCUUCAAGUGGAACAAGCACUGAGACAGCCACAUCCAGUGUAUAG
Ramularia collo-cygni is the source of this 981-nucleotide messenger RNA. RefSeq lists its product as uncharacterized. The transcript has 7 exons. Lineage: Eukaryota; Fungi; Ascomycota; Dothideomycetes; Mycosphaerellales; Mycosphaerellaceae. Bases 1 to 981 code for a protein of 326 amino acids. The record is from RefSeq and is a predicted model, not a curated record.